Messenger RNA from Mugil cephalus (flathead mullet), 1012 nucleotides. RefSeq names its product caspase 17, apoptosis-related cysteine peptidase (gene casp17). Gene Ontology annotation, molecular function: cysteine-type endopeptidase activity. Gene Ontology annotation, biological process: proteolysis. Lineage: Eukaryota; Metazoa; Chordata; Actinopteri; Mugiliformes; Mugilidae. The transcript has 4 exons. The record is from RefSeq and is a predicted model, not a curated record. Bases 107 to 868 code for a protein of 253 amino acids.
GAAGCUCCAUAAAAGGUGUGAGUGGAGGCGUGAUGUCAGGUUUACGACUGAGAGCAGAGUUUAAAACGAACCGGAGCCACAGAGUUCACCUCUGGACCGAGGAGCUAUGAGUGUGUUUGGAGGCCUGAAGGACGGCGGGGGGGUCGGUAACAGGGCCGUGCUGGUGUCCGUGGCUCAGUACGAACCCGGGGUGGAGCUCGGUUGGAGGCCUGGAGCCAAGAGGGACACGAGGAGGCUCCACCGCACCCUCAGCAAACUGGGCUUCAAGGUGGAGCUGCACAUGGACCUGAGAGCAGACGAGAUCCAGCAGCUGCUACGGAAAGAGAGCCGGUGUCCCGUCAAGGACAGCUUCCUGUGCGUGUUGUCGUCCCACGGAGACGAGGGUUGUGUGUUCGGGGCCGAUGGGAAACGAGUCCAACUGUCACACGUCUUCAGAUACUUUGACAACGAGGUCAUGGAGAAAAAAACCAAAAUGUUCUUCAUCCAGGUCAGAGGAGAACUGACUGAUGAUGGUGUGAAGGCGGGUUCCUCGGUUCUAACUCCGUCCUCCAUGUUGUUCUCAGGCUACGGUGCCUUCAUGAACCCUCAGGGUUCCGUGUUCCUCCAGACGCUGUGCUCUCUGCUGGAGGAGGAGGAGCAUCGGAACCUGGAGCUGACCCGCCUGAUGACCCGGCUGUCCCACCGCGUGGCCUUCCACUUCCAGGCGCGAGGGCGCCACCUGCAGGGGAAGAAGGAGAUGCCGUGUUUCCUGAUGAGACUCACCAGAGACGUUUUCCCCUUCGCUGAGGCCGGGGCGGCGGCCGGCAUCUCGGCCACGGCGCUGGUCCAACCCGAGGCCGUCAGAAAACGGACCCGUUCCAUCAGUUAGACCUGGAACCAGGAACCAGGAACCAGGAACCUUUUGUGUUUUUAUUUAUUCUGUCUGUUACACGACGAAUUAUCUUUAUCUGAAACGAGAAAAUAUUAUUUUACUUUUUGCUUCGGACAGAGAAAUUUUUACACCGCUCAGUGG